ACCCGUUUUCUAUCCAUAUUUUUCCAACGUGCGGUGGAAAUUUAUUUUUAGUGCUUAGCAUACAUUGCCGCGUGCAUUCAAAUUUUGGGGCCUGGGUAAGAAUCAAUUUCGGGGACUUUUCCCUGGGCACUCUUUCUUCCCCUAAUUUCUCGAUCAAAUUGGGGCCUAUAUCGUAAAUUCUCCCUUCUGCCUCGGCCCCUCUUCAAUGCGUGACCGAAUCGUUUUCCGAAGAAAUGCCCCAGCAAGCCAAUAAAAUGGCAUCCAACAGUGUCAGACAGUGGUUAGUUUAGAGCCAAAGUGGUUUCGCUCGGGAAUGAAUGGUGCGACGUAUAUUAUAACCAUCGGUAAUAUAGGAUUUUAUUCUCUUUCGAUUACUCAUACUGACUACCUCCAUCAGAUUCAAAGUGAAGGAACAGGAUUUUGAGUUUAUAGCUUAUUUUUGUACAGCCAAUUACCUGUAAUUGCAAAAGAUUUCUGUCGGCUUCAUUUGAUGCUUAAUAAUUAAUGCAAUGCACAGUUCAACAUACAUGCAUGUAUAUAUACGUAGCAGUCGCUAGAGCGUUUGGGAAGUGCUGUCGUCUCGAGGAGAGACGAGUAUGCAUGGUUUCCAUGCAGGCUAUCAAAGGUUAAACGCGACGAAGCUGCUGAUCGAUGUAGUAUAAGUGUAGACGUGUAACACAAGGAAAGAACGAAGAUUCUUCCACUGGUGUUAGAGAAGUUGAAUCUUCUUUUCGAAAAAAUAUUUUUGUAAGAUAAUUGAAUGCAAAUUUCCACGAUGUUGGGAUGUAAUUCAUUUCGCUGCCGAGAAGUAAUCAAGAUUAUAGUCAUAUUCUACAUUGCCUUGGAUGUAACUGAACUCACGAAAGCGAGAGAGAUGAAUGAAGUGGGAGGUCACGAUCAACAAAUACACCAGCAAGUUAAGAACAACAGUUCAAACGAAGACCCCCGAUCCAAAAGUGAAAAUACUACUCGGGCUCUUCUUCGUCGGGUUAAAAGAGGGUCGUCAAAUAAUGGAGAUGUAACAGCGUUACUGGAUGAAAUGUUACAUGAAGACAAUUACGACAGAAGACGGAGACCUGAUAAUAAAGGUAAACCAGUAAUAGUAAAAGUUGGCAUAUGGGUGAUAGCUUUGGAUUCUAUAAAUGUUAUAGAUAUGGACUUUAAAAUGGAUUUCUUUCUGCGUCAACUAUGGAUAGAUCCAAGACUGGCUCAUAUGCAAGGCAAAACGUUUACCAUAAGUAACAGAAUAUUGAACAGAAUAUGGUUACCUGAUACAUAUUUCGUCAACUCUAAAGAAUCAAAAUUUCAUAAAGUUACGCUUGAAAAUAAACUUCUUGAAAUAGCGACUGAUGGACUUGUCCACUUUAAUUCAAGGGUGACAGUAAAGCCAUCGUGCCAUAUGGAUUUGAGAAUGUUCCCAAAUGAUGUGCAGAAAUGUAACUUGGAUAUAGAAAGUUAUAGCUACAAUGAAAAAGACGUAAUAUUACAAUGGGAGGACAGAAGUGAUGGAGGUUUUGGAAUACCAUUGCGCGAUUUACCGCAACACAAUAUAUCUCAAACACUCACGAUGGAGCUGCGAACUCAGUAUAUGUCAGGGAACUGGAGUGGUAUACGGGCUGAGAUAACUAUAAAAAGGAAAAUGGGUUAUUUUUUGGUUCAUGUUUAUUCACCAUCAGCACUGAUUGUUGUUUUAUCGUGGAUCUCAUUUUGUAUUCCACUGGAGUCAACAGCAGCCAGAGUUACGUUGGGUAUUACGUCAGUUUUGACCACAACCACCAUUCUCAACAUUCUAAAUAACUCUAUGCCCAAGGUUUCUUACGUAAAGGCGAUAGAUUGGUAUCUUAUUUGUUGUUUUAUGUUUGUAUUUGGUGUUCUUGUGGAGUAUACGAUUGUUUUAUAUCUGGAUAAUUUGGGUCAACGAAAGAGAAAACGAGAGGAAAUACGGAAAAAAUUAGAGAGAGAAGAAAAAGCCAAAGAAGAGGCAAAACGGCCAUUUAAAAACGAGCCGAAAAAGAAACACAUUUAUGCACAGAUUCGUAAAGAAGGUGAGGUAGCCACGUAUGUACAUGGAGACCCUAAACCUAAAAAGAAGAGGCUACAUAUUAGAAUUAAAGAAUAUUUGCUUCGUUUGACAGUCCGAGAUAUAGAUGAACUCGCUAGAAUUUUCUUCCCAUUAACAUUCAUGUUAUUUAACGCUGUAUAUUGGCUCGUAUUUUUAUCAUAAAACAUAUUUUUAAAUACGUUAAAAAUAGCAUAUUUUUUAAUCGACAAGUAUAAUAAAGCCGGUCCGACAGAUAGACCUGACAAUAAUUUGUGCUGGGCAUAUUGACUUUGCAAUGAAUCUAAAAUAACCCACAACACCAUAGAACACUUUUUAUUAUGUGGCUUUUUAAAAUCCUCUUGGUUGACGAGCGGUCCGUAAAACCUAUAUCCGGACCGUGGUCUGUAUUAUUCCUUAUCUGGACUAGUAUCCCGGAAGUCUCAUGCAGUAAAGCCUGGCCCUGG
This is a messenger RNA of Dendronephthya gigantea, 2505 nucleotides long. RefSeq names its product gamma-aminobutyric acid receptor subunit beta-2-like. Gene Ontology annotation, cellular component: membrane; synapse; neuron projection. The transcript has 10 exons. NCBI's taxonomy places the organism in Eukaryota, Metazoa, Cnidaria, Anthozoa, Malacalcyonacea, Nephtheidae. The record is from RefSeq and is a predicted model, not a curated record. Gene Ontology annotation, biological process: monoatomic ion transmembrane transport; chemical synaptic transmission; signal transduction. Gene Ontology annotation, molecular function: transmembrane signaling receptor activity; extracellular ligand-gated monoatomic ion channel activity; neurotransmitter receptor activity. The coding region runs from base 761 to 2224 and encodes 487 amino acids.